Rotaria socialis is the source of this 2523-nucleotide messenger RNA. Lineage: Eukaryota; Metazoa; Rotifera; Eurotatoria; Philodinida; Philodinidae. The record is from the annotation of a GenBank genome assembly.
AUGGUGCAACAUGGAAUGAUAUCAUCAACAACAAAACAGAUGAUAUCAACAACAGAUAAUGAAGUAAGUUUAAUCAACACUGAUCUAGAUAAAUAUCAAAAAGAAAAAAUAAAGCAACUCAUUCACAAGUUUCCGGAUGUGUUUAAUGAACAACCAGGAAGAACAAAAAAAUUACAACAUCAAAUUAAUUUAGUUCCAGAUGCGCAACCGGUUAAUUCACCACUAUUUCGAUAUGCACCAACAAGAAAACAAAUGAUCGAACAAAACUUAAAUGAAAUGUUAGAUCAAGGAAUUAUCUCACCAUCAACAAGCCCAUGGGCAUCACCAGUCAUAUUAGUACCAAAAAAAGAUGGAAGUUUACGUUUCUGUAUCGACUAUCGAAAAUUAAACACAGUAACAAUUCGUGACGCAUAUCCACUUCCAAGAAUAGAUGAUACAUUAGAUUCAUUACAACAAGCAAAAUUUGUAUCUACACUUGAUUUACGCUCCGGAUAUUGGCAGGUGGAAAUGGGCAAAGAUGCAAGACAAAAAACCGCCUUUGUAACACAUAAAGGCCUAUUUGAAUUUAACGUUAUGCCAUUCGGAUUAACAAAUGCACCAGCAACAUUUCAACGAUUAAUGGAUAUAGUAUUAGCUGGUCUUAAGUGGCAAUGUUGUCUCGUAUACAUCGAUGAUGUGGUCAUUUUCUCUCCAACAUUUGAACAACACAUGACGGAUUUAGAAAGAGUAUUUCAAGCUCUUCAAUCCGCAAAUCUGACAUUGAAAGCAUCAAAAUGUCAAUUCUGCCGUCGAGAAAUGCGUUAUUUGGGACACAUCAUCACACAAAAUGGCAUUAAACCAGAUCUAGAUUUAAUCAAAUCCGUAACGAAUUUUCCUCAGCCGAAGAAAAUCAAAGAUGUUCAAUCAUUCCUGGGUUUAACUGGUUAUUAUCGCCGAUUCAUCAAGGAUUACUCAAAAAUAGCGGAGCCACUGUUACAACAGCUUCGAAACUCUCAACAAGGUAAUCAUCAAUUGAAAUGGUCAAAAGAAUGCACCAAUGCCUUUGAAACAUUAAAAAAAAAAUUAACAAAUGCGCCAAUUAUGAAUACACCAAACUUUGAACAACCGUUCAUAUUGGAACUCGAUGCUUGUGAAUAUGGCUUGGGAGCAAUAUUAACACAAGAAUAUGAUGAAAAUAAAUAUGUAAUAGCUUAUGCAAGCCGAACAUUAUCAACAGCUGAACGAAAAUAUGGAGCGACAGAACGAGAAGCAUUAGCCAUUUUAUGGGCAACAAAAUAUUUUCGUCCAUACCUCGAAGGAAAUAAAAUUUACAUUAGAUCGGAUUGUAAAGCAUUAGAAUGGAUGCGAACGGCAAAAGAUGUAACAGGCCGAUUAGCCCGCUGGGCGAUGAAAUUGUCAACUUAUCAAAUCGAAGAAAUCAAAUAUCGCCCUGGAAAAUUAAACGCUAACGCCGAUUCGUUAUCACGUAAUCCACUACCAAUUGAUGAUAUCAAUCAAUAUGAAGUGUCAGCAAUAGAAACAGCUGUUAACCUAUGGCAAAAUACAAAUAUUCUUAAUGAUAUAAAAAAAGAACACGAAGCCGACUCGAAAUUAAAACCAAUUAUUGAACUUUUAAAAAACAAGUCAACGUUAGAAUUUAAUGACAAACGUAAUCCACAUGUUCUCGUUAAUGGAUUAUUAUACAAAAUUAAAAACUCAAAGAAGCAUUAUAAUCAACGUAUAGUUGGAGAAAAACAUUUACUUGUCAUUCCGAAAACAAUGCAAAAUGAACUACUAAGAUGGGCUCAUGAUCACCCAACAGCUGGACACGGUGGUCAACAAAAAACAUUAUUUAGACUGUCGACAAGAGUAUAUUGGAAAUCAAUGAGAAAAGAUAUAUUUAAUUACGUAGCUGCGUGUCAAGAAUGUCAACAAUUCAAAUAUAAAAACGCUCCAACAUCAAGUUUAAUGCAAAUGCAUUUAGUGAACGAGCCGUGGCACACAAUUGGUAUGGAUAUUUUAGGACCACUGCCGACUACAACAAGACAAAAACGAUUUCUCCUCGUUGUGGUAGAUUAUUUUACUCGAUGGGUCGAACUGUUUCCACUAAAAUCAACUACAUCAAAUGAUAUAGCAAACAUCCUCACCAACGAAAUAUUCUCAAGAUAUGGAUUACCAAAACACAUCGUAUCAGAUAAUGAGAGCAAUAUGACAGAACGUGUGAACAGAACAUUAAAGCCGUUAAUUGCCAUAUACGCUCAACAACGACCCAACUCAUGGUAUAAUGAAAUUCAAAAAUUAGCUUUCGCAAUCCGAACAGCAGUCAAUGAUACAACAGGUGAAACUCCAGCAUUUAUGAUGUUCGGUCGAGAUCCUAGAGGACCACUUGAUUUAUUAAUUGGUGAAACAACAGAAGAAGCACAGCCGACAACUAGUGAGCAUCGACAAAUUCAAGAAUAUAAAAAGAAUUUAAUCAAUAAUCUACGAUGGGCGUAUAAUAUUGUUAAAGAACAUUCAGAAAUAGAAAAAUUAAAACAAAAAUAA